Molecule: messenger RNA, 6176 nt
Organism: Amoebophrya sp. A120
Lineage: Eukaryota; Dinophyceae; Syndiniales; Amoebophryaceae
Source: the annotation of a GenBank genome assembly
UGUUGAUCGAGGCCGUUCCCAUUGAUCAUGUACAGGAUCAGAAUGUAAAUGUUGAAAUCGUGUAUUCAGGAAGAUCAGAAUGUAAAUGAAAUUUCCGUUCUUUUUUCGGACGCUCUGGAGGAGGCUCUUUUACUUCCCGAUAAUAUGUUUCAACAUUUAAUACCACCGUAUCUGUUACAGGCGACGACCGAAUAUCUUACGUGAUUGGUUGCGACGUUCUUGCAAGUCCAUUUUACAAGUUCGUCGUCGAUGUCGAAGUAAUAUUCUUUUCCACGACACGGACGGCAGUAUUGAUGGCACUAGUAGCAACAGGUCGUGUGCUUCGUCUCCUGUACUACACUAUUUUCUUUCAACUACAGCAUCAGUAAGGCAUAAAGAUAAACAACUUCACGUUUCAUCAUGACGAGUUUUGACGCGUGGACCCGUGUCUCCUGGCACGAAUUGAAGGCGGAGCUACUCGAGAAAGUUUGUCAUGCCGAUAGUACAAAACAAGGCCAACAUCAAACUUCUCCACCCCCGUUCGUCUUCGACGAAGCGAAAGCAAAGGAGGAAUACGAGAAGCUCCAGCAAGAAUUCGAAACGUUAAUCAACGAGGACGACGAGCAGAAAUGGCUUUCCAAAACCGCCCAAUCCGGAACCAUGCAGGAUCGAAUCGAAGCCUUGUCGGCGAAGGUACUUUUUGUUUUUAGCUCAUGUAUGAUGAUACAUGAUAGAAUUGGUGCGAAUUAUGCGUACUAUGAUAUGCGAUCUAGACCACCAACUUGUUGAUGUUCUACUCCAACUGCAUUUUGUGGGAGGAAGGAGAAGGUUCCUGAAGUGCAACGGUCUUGUAGCGAUUUAUUGUCGACGUAAAAAUAUUUGUAGCACAUGCAGCAUGAAUUGAGUUUAACAAGAUGCCGCGGAAUGAACGGAAUGAAAAUCCGAAUCUUCCUAUGCCAAAAUUUUCAAAUCAAAAACCACAAAGAUCCGCCUCUGUCCGCUGUUCGCCCUGCCGCAUUUGAAAUCCCUUGUCGGGCUUUGCAACAAGAAGGGCAAGCAGGAGGCUAUUUUCGCGAUGGACGCUUUGCUCCCACUAUUCGCCCACGAUGACGUGCUGCCUGGAGACCGAAAUUUGGAAUUCUGGCACGAAAUGGUCCGAAAGGUGGAGAAAACUUGUUCUAUGGUGCACCAGCGGGGUAGCACUGGAAAGACAAAGAAGGGGAAGGGCAAGGGAAAGCAACAAGGACAAGGCCAAGAAGAUGCGGAAGUCGAUGUAGAUUCCACAGCAAACGAUAAGAAAUUAUUAUCCAAGAAGCAACAGCAAAACAAGAAGAACGCCAAAAACUAUGCUGAACAACAAAAAGCGGCCCAGGAACACCUCGAAAUGCACAAUAAGCUCCAGAUCUUAUUCUAUUUCGAGGAAUCUCUGAAAAUCGCUUACACGGCGUUUCUCCAGGCGGUUAUCACGGGCACGCAGCAAACCUCGGAUAAGCAACACCUUCAUUUCAAGAAGAAGUGCUUGAAUCACCUGACCAACUGUUUGAUUCAGAAGCCGGAGCAGGAGCACCUGAUUCUGGAGAAACUGGUGAACAAGUUUGGUGACAAGUAUCCGGGAAAAAACACCCAUCCACAUCCAAUCUGUCAUGCAAAACAUACAUAAAAUCCCGCGCCAGUCAUGUGAAAAAUGGAUGGGGAUGGUUUUUUUUCUGUGGAUAGCAAGUCGGUCAACACCAGCCUCUUGCCGAUCUUGCUCCGCAACAUUCUGGAAAAGCAGCCGGAGAUGAAAUUGGUGCUGUUUCGGGAAGUGUACCGGUUUAUGAAGGCCAAAUGCCUGGAGCAGGAACAGGAAAAGGAAAAAAUCCGGCGGGAAAUGCUAGAAAGCAGGAAGAACAUGGCAAGUUCCGGUGGCCAAAAACAGAAUCCAGCAUCGAGGUCCUCCAAAAGGGCGAAAGUGCAGAAGCAAAAUCUCGUGCGGAAGCUGGCAACCAUGCAAACGGACAGUGACGGCGCAUGCUCGCUCUACGCCGCGACACUGUUUUUGACCGAGAUACGCCUAGAUUCGCGGUUUGAUCUGGAGAUGGCAUAUCCUGAGUAAAAACGUACCCACACCAGAGUCAGGAUGAGGAUUUUACAACACAAACCUAGGAGUUUUGUGAGUCACACAUGACAAGUUGCACUAUGCAGUGUAGUGCAGGUUAGCAAGUGCAGCCGCAUCACAGAUUCAUCUGCUCAUCCUGUUCACAGCAUCACAAAUUCCAAAACACGACUGGAAAUGGCUCUCAUGGGGAUGCGCAUUACAAGUCUUCCUGUCUUUGCAAAUCUGCAUUACAACUCUGGCGUGGGUACGUUUUUACUCAGGAUAUGGCACUGCAGCUGGUCAAUUGCUUUGUCGAAAUGUUGUCGACGCAACUAACAGGGACGACAAACAAGAAAAGUGGACGAAAUUUUUACACAACUGCUUCGUCAAGAAGCACCACGGGCGCUGCCUUUGGAGAGGAUCAGAGCACCACCACCGGUAACAAGCUGAACCCCAAUGCGCCAGCAUUUGGUGGUGGUGCCGCUGGCGCUGCCUCUUCUUCGAAGCUGGUUCGCUGCUUGCUGACGGGACUGAAAAGGUCUUUGCCGUACUUGUCGCCCGAGGUCGACUUAACCCUAUUCGACAGCAUGCUGGACACGCUGUUUCAGACCUGCCACUCGGAGCUCACCGGCUUCAAUUGCCGAGUCACGUUGCUUAUGCAGUGAAAGAGUAUCGUACUAGUAUAAAUUGCAUUACUAUCCAAGAAAAAAACGUUGUUAGUGUAAAUUUGUGAUGCGCAACAUGCAAGAUGAUUGCGUCUGUCAUGCUUGGCAUGCGUCGUGGGGUCCAUUAAAGGGCGUUUUCACGUACUAUCUGCGCAUGACAGGUUUUUGCUGUCAUGCCAGACAAAUUUGUAAUGCUGUUCCUCCAAAAAAGUUACACCUACAAUGUUUUUUUCUUGGAUAAUUACAAAUUGACUUAGCAUCACAAAGUAAAUUUGUAAUGCGGAUUUGCCUUAACAAGAAAAAGAUUUGUAAUGCAUAAACGCAAUUAGUACGUGUGCGAUACUUUUGCACGGGAUAUUGCUGAGUCUUUUGAAAAAAAUCAUCGUCAUGCGACUGAAGAGCAGCAGCACAGGAACUGCAUCAAGUGGGAAAAAUAAUUCUACUACUUCGACAGGACAAGAACCUCCGCAGCAAAAGGGAACAAGACACAAGAAGAAAAGCAAAGCAGCUACUAGUACCGAUAGCGACGCCAACGCGAAGAUCAUGAAUAAAGUAGAUGCUGACCACGAACUACAGGACGUCGAAUUGCAAAGGGAAAAGCUGUGGCCGCGCUACUACCGACUUCUUUACGAGCAGUUGCGGCAUUUCUGCAUUCUGCACACCAGCAACCAGAUGGAGCUACGGACGCUACUGGACACGGACGUUUGUGUAGGAUUUGGUGCAAGAAGUGCUGGUGCAACUUCUGCAACUACACCGAACGCAGCACAGGACUCAACUUCGACGAAAGCCUCUCUCCUCCGCCGGUACCUUCAGCUCGCCAUCCACCUCGGUCAGCCGGCCGCUGCGGUGCACGCGAAACAGCUGUUGGCGUCGAGUGCUUUUCUUGCGGAGUCAGCUUCAUGGUUUUCGUCGAAUGUUGGCGGUGUACCAAGAACAGCGGAUGCAGGUGGGCCAGCUGCUGCCAGAACAGAGUCUAAAUCGACAGGACGAGAAGCCGCUCCCGCAGGAGAAGAGGAAAAAACCGCCGCAGGCAAGGAAAACGAACAAGGCGAAGAAGACAAAGACACCACCUAUGACCUGCAGAAGCGGGAUCCUCGCUAUACCAACGCGGGAAAGACGAUGAGCGAAGCCGAAAUGAAAACCUGGUGGGAGCAGCACUUCUUCAGAAAACACGUAGACCCAGUCGUGGUCGUAUCAAAUGUAAAAAUGUCUGGGUCUGGAAGAAUGCAAGUUUGUCAUGCUAAUUUUGGAUUCUAGAAAAAUCUGUAUUGCAUGACCAGCAAGAGGAGCCCAGUUUCUGCUACGCGGGGAGGCCAUUUGUUAUGCGGAAUAGGCAUCAAGAAGCACUCAGAAAAUCUGUGAUGCCAGGGAAUACAUCACAGACGUCACGGGCCAGGUAAAAUCUGCAUGACAAGUUCGCAUUCUUCCAGACCCAGACAUUUUUACACUUGAUAGGUCGGUGGACACGAUAAAACGACCAAGCGAAAGGACCACUACACGACGAACUCUGUGAUGCAAGAGUUCCUAGAGACCGCUUGCUCGGAUCGCAAAUUCCUCGACUACGUUGCCGGUGUGAUUCUGGAGGAGGAAAAGAAAGAUAAAACGUCUGGUAAAAAUAUCAAUUGCAAAAAUGUCUGGGCGUGGAACAUUGGAACUUGUGAUGCUAACUUUGAACCCUAAAAAAAUCUGUAUUGCAUGACCAGCAAGAGGAGUCCAGUUUGUGCUAUGCGGGCAGGGCAUUUGUCACGCGGAGUAGGCAUCAGGAAGCCCUCUAAAAAUCUGCGAUGCUACGUCGUGCAUUACAGGCGUCCUGGGUCAAACAAAAUAUGCAUGACAAACCCGGCAACAUUCCAGACCCAGACACUUUUGCUUUUGAUAAAAAAUUCUGCUGGCACGCAAAAGAUGAACAAAAGUGUACUGCAAAUCUCCGAAGCGGCCAACCACAAAUUUUUGGCGCACAAGUUUUUGAAGAAACUGAGUGCGAAGGAGAUUUCACAGGCUGCUGCAAAGAAACGAGACGAUGGCGAUGAUGAUGAUUAUGGAUGUGUCAGGUUUGAAAUCGUCAAAGUUGAAAUAGUUUGCCAUGCAUAAAACGGAUACCAGUUAGACCUACAGUUUGUAGUCGGUGCAUGACAAACUUUCCCGGUCCUGGAAGCGAGUCUGUCAUGCGGUUUAGGGAAAAAUAGCUGCCUUCUGUCAUGCUAGUUAGCAGUCCAACUUUUGACCCUUACCAGGACUAUAAUCUGCCCCCCGUGGGUCCUUUGCAAUAGAGUCACUUUUUGUCUCGCAUUUUAUGCAUUACAAAUUAUUUCAACUUUGACGAUUUCAAACCUGACGCUUCCAUAAUGAUUACGACGAAGACGAGGCCGACAAAUUUUUCGACGAAUACCUGGAGAAACAGAUGCCGCCAGACGAAGACGAGGAUGAAGAUCCCUUUUCCGACUUCUCUGCCGACGAGGCUGGAUCGGACAUGGAAUGUUCUGCAUCAGAGGAUGGCGGGGAUAGAGUUGUCGAUGAGGCUGCUGAUAGCGAUGGCGAGGCUGAUGCUGAGGCGGGUGAUGCGGAAAUUAUAGAUUCUGGUGACCACAGCGAAGGAGAUGAUGAAGAUGAUGAUGAUGAAGAACGAGAAGAUUCGGCUGCAGACGUCGGAGCAGCAGGCGGUGAGGACACGUCUGAAAGGAUGAUGCUCGGAGCUGGAUCUACUUCCGACGAGGGUUUUUCCGACACCGACCUGGAUUUUGACAUGGGCGAGGACGAAGAGGACGACGGCAAUAUGAAAUCAACGAAGAAAAGCAAAAAUGCAAAGAAGAAGAACAAAAGCAAAGCAGCCGACACUUCUACUCUCUCGAAUAAAGAAGAAGUCUCGAAAAGGAAAGCGAAGAAGCGGCAGCGGGAGGAGAUAUCAACUGUAAAAAUGUCUGGGUCUGGAAGAAUCCAACUUGUCAUGCUGAUUUUGGAUUGUAAGAAAAUCUGUAUUGCAUGAGUAGCAAAGGGACUGUAAUUUUUGCUACGCGGAGAGGGCAUUUGUCAUGCGGGAUAGGCAUCGCGAGGCCCUCAAAAAAUAAAAAUCUGUGAUGCUAGGGCAUGCAUCACAGACACCAUGGCCCACGCCCAGGCAAAACGUGCAUGACAAGUCUCAGAAUCUUCCAGACCCAGACACUUUUACAUUUGAUAGGAGAGAGAGUUGGAAAAAUUGGAUCCGGAAAUUCGGGAAAAGGUGAAGAAAGCCCGGAAGUUAGUGAAGAGCUUGGGAAGCAGCUCUGGCGUCAGCGCUUUUGCCAGUGCAGAGGACUUUGAGGAGUUUCUGGAUGUUUAGAAGCGGUGGAAUUUUAUUUAGUUGUGCUCAUCUAGAAGUACCAACGUCGUCGCGCGCGAAUAAUGAUGAAGCACCAAAAUCAAAAUGAGCACUCUUCUGAUUCUGACAUGCAUUGAUUUAACGUCUUUAACAAUACGGG